Harpegnathos saltator (Jerdon's jumping ant) is the source of this 1971-nucleotide messenger RNA. Its product is annotated as DAZ-associated protein 2. Lineage: Eukaryota; Metazoa; Arthropoda; Insecta; Hymenoptera; Formicidae. The record is from RefSeq and is a predicted model, not a curated record. The coding region runs from base 138 to 716 and encodes 192 amino acids. The transcript is spliced from 6 exons.
AAUAAACGGCGCUAGUGUCUGUCAAGUGUCACAGCCGUUCCCGUCGGCCGAACAGUGUUGCGAGACUCGAAUCGGUGAUUUAAUUAGGAAUAACGUACCACUUUUUUUUUAGUAAAAUUGUGAAACUUUAAGCAAUAAUGACCGACAAGAAAGAUGCAGGAGCCACACAAUUACGAAUGAGAUUGCGCACAAACGCCCCGUAUCCGGUGGCACCGCAUCCACCGACUGGCUUUGUCCCCGCGCCAACGCAGCCCCCGACCUACGGUGUUGCAGGCGCCGCGCCCUACGGAGUGUUUCCCAAUCAGCCGCAGCUAUAUGCGACACAAGGUCCACCGCCACCGACGUACGAUCAGACUCUUACGCAUCCGAUGAUGUAUCAGCCGAUGUACGGACAGGGAUAUCCUGGUGGAUACUUGGCGGGCUAUCCCACUGCAUACGGGCCACUGCAAUAUUAUCCGCCGUUGGCUGCAGCAGCAGCAUAUUAUCCUGCGGCUGCUAUGCAGCCUGCUCCUGUAAGGCCCACUAUUAUGGUACCUAACGGUUUCGACGGUACUCGCUUCGACGGAAUCUCGCAGCCAGUGCUGCCGCCACCACCGCCCGGGGUGGCCGCGAACGCCGCGCAAUUGGCCGCGAUGGCCGGCCACAGCGUGGCCCUGUCGCAAAAGAAGGGCUCGUUCCUGGGAGGAGGAACGGAUGGAGGUUAUGCCUUUUGGUAAACCACCUACCACCUUUCGUAACACAUAUAUAUACACACACACACAUACAUGAAUACGUAACAGUACACACGCACCAUACACACACACACACACACACACACACACCGCAACACUCAGAUUCACAUACCACACACUCAGAUACCCAACAUUAAAAGUCUGUCGGAGGCGCUGUGUCGUGACGACGAGAUCAUGUAGAAAAAUUUCCGUUAGAGCUCUGCUUUCCUCGCCACUGCCGGAGGGCAGCUCGUCGAUAUUCAUUAUAGUAUAUACCGUGUGCGCGGACCGAUCACACACAACCUAUGCUCAUAUACUACAUACAUCGAUACAAAGAGCGACACAUACACACACGCAUACAUUAUACAUACGCCUACGCACACGCAUUUACACAUGAUACUAAGGCAGCAACCGUGAGAGUUCCCACGCGAUUCACAUACGGCGAUAUUUGCGAUCGAUAGAAGCGAUCCAAUGAUCUCAAGGACACCGCCGCCGUCUUGGUGAUCGAUCUGCGCAUCUCAUGUACUGUUGAACUGCAGAGAAUCGUCCCGGUCGAGGAAGACUCGGACACGACACGCUCGUCGAACAUCCCCGAAAGUUAAUUCCUUGAAUGCUCAUCGUCCUGCGGGGAAGUUGGGAGAGCGAAAGAGCUGCGCGAGUUUUCCGGAUUAAAAAUCCAAAAAACUCUGAAUGAGCCAAAGGAUCCGCGCGAUAUUGAAAAGUUAAUAAAAUAAAUAUCCGCUCGAAUUCAUGAAUCCGAGGUGUGUCGAGACUUGAUUCAAAUACCGCGAUCAUAACUCCCAAGAAUUAGAAUAACUGAAGAAGCGUUUAGAUUGCAAGCUUUAAUUGAAUUAUAUAUUGAGAUAUAUAUAUUGAAUUAUUUGAAAGAAUAAGAUAGCGACUAAUUGAGACGAGGGUUCAAGCCUUCCAGGAUUUAGGAUACCAAGAGGUUCAAAGAAAAGAUGCCAACUAAAUUACCUCAACUUUAAUCAUCGAUCACAUAUUUUCGAUACGAUACACAGAAUGAAGGAGAUCCAUCGAUGUAAGUGCCCGAGGAUUCAUGUUUUCUGCAACCUACGAUUUUAAGGGUUAACAGUAUCGAAGGACCCCAAGGCUCAAAGCAGCCGACAUGUAUCUCCCACGAAAAACGGUUAUUGCAAAAAAACGUUAUUGUGAAAGAUUAGUUCGAUCAACGAGAGGCAGGUUGCCAUUGACAAGGAACGACACUGUCGUUGUGCUUACGGAGGCAGGAAGAACAGAA